GGGAUGUACUUAACAUUCACUGUGCGUCGUCUUUAACAGAGCAGCAUCUGAUGGGAGCCGAUGGGAAUCAUCUCUAAAGCCUUAAACAUCAUUUUCGCAGCAUUUUGAGCCUUCAAAGCAAUAUACUCUUCUGCCAGAUCAUACGUUGCAAUGUAGCGUCUGGUACAGCGGAACCAUAUCGAUAGGAUUUGAGCGAAGAAACUAUGGGAAGAAUACGGUGGGAUCGCGGAUCGCAAAUGUUAGUGAGGCCGGGGUACCGGUAAGCUCCUGGGGCCGGGCUGACAUGGCCACACAUGCAGGGAAAGUGUCUUCCAGAUGUAGUCAAAUCUUCAAUAGGCUGUCUUCUAAUGGGCGGUGGGAAUAACGCACACCAGCCUAGAGAUGUCAGCAGAGUCCGAGAAACAGCAGACGCGCAACCGCAUCUUCACCCCCCCGCCGGAGCCAGCAGAGCAGAGCGCCGCGUGGACUAGCGUCGAUCGUGACAGCGAUCAUGAGUCCGACGUGGACAUGUUCUGCUGUCACCGAGUGCAGGACUCCCUGCUGAGCUCCUCCAGUCGCUUCACAGAUUACAGAGGGAUUCUCAACUGGAUCAUUAUUCUAUUGGUGCUUACUCAUGCUCACCUGUUCCUUGAGAACUUCAUCCAACAUGGCUUCUUGAUUGAUCUUCGGAAGGUUCUCGAACACCUGAUGGAGGACAACUACAACUGGCCAUCUGUUUACAUGAUACUGGCUGCAAAUGUGUUUGCUGUUAUUGCCCUUCUGCUGGAGAAGUUCCAAGACAAGGGGAUACUUACUUUUAGGGCUGGACAUUACCUGCAUGUGACAAACCUUUUACUGCUGACAGUUUUCCCACCUGCAGUCAUCCUGCAUCAUGACAAAUGUAUCUCUACAGGUGGUGCCCUACUAUCUCUCUCCAUCUACACCACCUUGGGGCUCAAGCUGUACUCUUACCAAGAGGUUAACUGCUGGUACAGACAGGAAGGGGUCAGAAGUGAAGGGGUACAGAGAUGUAUGUCACCGGAAGGUAACGGGGGAGGCAGUCAUCUGAGCAUGAAAGACUUGUACUACUUCCUUCUGGCCCCAACACUCUGCUACCAAAGGGACUUCCCCAGGACCCCAAGCAUACGCAUCAACUUCCUGCUGCGUUGGAUGCUAGAGAUGGUAAUGCUCACACAGCUCAUGGUCGGAAUCAUGCAGCAGUGGGUUGGUCCCAUCUUUCAGAGCUCAGAAACGUCCUUUUCAAACAUGGAUGCCACUACAAGGAUUGAACACCUGGUGGAACUGGUGGCGCCAAGCCAUUUCCUGUGGCUUAUCCUCUUCUUCCUGUUCUCUCACUCCUGCCUCAACUUGAGCGGCGAGCUGCUGCGUUUUGGAGACCGCCAGUUCUAUGGAGACUGGUGGAAUGCUGAGACACUGGAGAGUUUUUGGAGAAAAUGGAAUGUUCCAUUUCAUAAGUGGACGUACAGACAUCUAUACAAGCCUCUGUUAAGGAGGAACAUAUCACCCUGGCAAGCUGACUUAUUGAUCUUCUUACUGUCUGCAGCCUUCUGUGAGUAUGUCAUUGCUAUGUCCCUGCGGACCUGUCGUUUCUGGAUAUUUUUCCUGAUGAUUUUGGAGCUCCUGGUGGCUGAGUUCCUAGGACACCACCUCACUGGUAACUAUGGCAACGGCUUCGUGUGGCUCUGUCUCUUGCUGGGCCCACCACUGGCAGUGAUGAUGUACUUCCACGACUACUAUAUGGGCCACCGUUCUCAGCCCCAUUGGAGCCUUCUGUGACCAAACUUAAUGCGGCCCUCCUUAUUCCAACUGUAUUACCAGGACCCCAACUCUGACCCAUGGAAAACACCUGGUCCAAAACUGCUAGGCCUCCUUACUUUAUUACCUGACACUCAAGACUAAAGAGGACGUCCCAUUUCAGUGUCAACAAUUUCAGGAAUUCAGACAUUCAUUUUCACCAUGUUUCUGCAUAUGGGUAUGAGUGGUUUGGUUUUCCUGCAGUUUGAAAUGUGCUCUCUUCAGGAAAUUCACCAUUAAGCGUCAUGCAAUGCUAUUUUUGUUCUGUAAUAAACAGAUUGCCCUCUGACAGAAGUCUAUUAAUUUCUAUAAUUCCGUCUUGCUAAAAUCAAAGAUUGUUCUGCAUAGAUCAAUGCUUUAUUGUGUCCACAAUGUCCAAGGAAGCCAAGCAAGUGUGUCUAAUAAAAUAUAGUUUGUGU
Molecule: messenger RNA, 2213 nt
Organism: Brienomyrus brachyistius
Lineage: Eukaryota; Metazoa; Chordata; Actinopteri; Osteoglossiformes; Mormyridae
Product: diacylglycerol O-acyltransferase 1-like
Exons: 18
Coding region: 382-1776 (464 amino acids)
Biological process (GO): triglyceride biosynthetic process
Cellular component (GO): endoplasmic reticulum membrane
Molecular function (GO): diacylglycerol O-acyltransferase activity
Source: RefSeq, a predicted model, not a curated record